AGGAGGACCCACGCUCAGGCUCGCGGCCCUGCACGCGGGGGGCUUAGGCAGCGGCGGGGGGGCGUGCGCCGCCGUCCCUUCCGCCUGGCGGCCCAUGAGGCACCGGACUCUGGCCUCCAGCCCGACCCUCUGGGCCUCCAUCCCGUGCCCACGCUCCGAGCUGCGCCUGGACCUGGUGUUAGCCUCUGGACAGUCCUUCCGGUGGAGGGAGCAUAGCCCUGCACACUGGAGUGGCGUGCUGGGGAGCAGAGUAUGGACCCUGACUCAGACGGAAGAGGGGCUCCACUGCACUGUGUACCGAGAAGACGAAGGCAGGGGUGGCAGGCCGACUCUGGAGGAGCUGAGGACCAUCCGAGAGUACUUCCAGCUGGAUGUCAGCUUGGCUCAGCUGUACAGCCAUUGGAGUUCUGUGGACCCUCACUUCCAAAAGGUGGCUCAGAAAUUCCAAGGCGUGCGACUGCUGCGACAGGACCCCACUGAGUGCCUUUUCUCCUUCAUCUGUUCUUCCAACAACAACAUUGCCCGCAUCACUGGCAUGGUGGAGAGACUGUGCCAGUCCUUAGGACCCCGGCUCAUCCAGCUUGAUGAUGUUGCCUACCAUGGCUUCCCCGGCCUGCAGGCCUUGGCGGGCUCGGGGGUCGAGGCCCGCCUCAGGAAGCUGGGCCUGGGCUACCGCGCGCGCUACGUGUGUGCCAGCGCCCGGGCCGUCCUGGAGGAGCGCGGCGGGCGGGCCUGGCUGCAGCGGCUUCGAGGGGCCCCCUACGAGGAAGCUCACGAGGCCCUCCGGGCCCUGCCUGGGGUGGGCGCCAAGGUGGCUGACUGCGUCUGCCUGAUGGCCCUGGACAAGCCCCAGGCCGUGCCCGUGGAUGUCCACGUGUGGCAGAUUGCCCGGCGCGACUACGGCUGGCGCCCCACCACGUCGCGGGCCAAGGGCCCAAGCCCCCAAGCUAACGAGGAACUGGGAAACUUUCUCCGGAGACGGUGGGGACCUUACGCUGGCUGGGCUCAAGCAGUGCUGUUCAGCGCCGACCUGCGCCAGCCCCGCCGGGCUGCAGAGCCGCCGGCAAAGCGCCGCAGAGCGUCCAGAGACACACGAAUUCCCAGCAACGCCGGCGGCGCACGCCCGUCGCCCUAGCCACUCAGGAGGCCGAGAUCCGAGGAU
Molecule: messenger RNA, 1162 nt
Organism: Perognathus longimembris pacificus (Pacific pocket mouse)
Lineage: Eukaryota; Metazoa; Chordata; Mammalia; Rodentia; Heteromyidae
Gene: Ogg1
Product: 8-oxoguanine DNA glycosylase
Exons: 7
Coding region: 95-1135 (346 amino acids)
Biological process (GO): nucleotide-excision repair; base-excision repair, AP site formation; base-excision repair
Cellular component (GO): nucleus
Molecular function (GO): damaged DNA binding; 8-oxo-7,8-dihydroguanine DNA N-glycosylase activity
Source: RefSeq, a predicted model, not a curated record